AAUAAUUUGUUAUUGUUCAUAGACAAAGAAUCAGCACCUAAAACUAAUUAAUCAUUUUAUAUUUUUUAUCGAUUGGUUGAACAUUACUCAGCGCUUUUAACUGAUAAACUCCAGCCUGUAAUUCUAAGAAUUUCUUGAAUAACAAAAGAAUUUUUAAGAAUGCGUUUACAAUUGACGUCAAUCUUUCUCGCCUUGCUGGCUCUUAAUGUCCGCGGAGAUGGUAUAUUAUCCGACAAGUUUAUGGAAAUUGUACGGCAAAAGGCUAAAACUUGGACUGUUGGAAGAAAUUUUCAUAAACUGACACCUAUGUCGCACUACCGGCAGUUAAUGGGAGUACAUCCUGAUGCGCAUUACUAUGCUCUGCCCGAUAAAAGGAUCGUUUUACGGGAAGAAGAAUUGGUGGGCUUAGGUAAUAAUAUGAUUCCUGAAGACUUUGAUUCUCGUAAGCAGUGGCCUCAUUGUCCCACUAUAUGGGAAAUACGAGACCAAGGUUCUUGUGGCUCCUGUUGGGCGUUCGGUGCUGUGGAAGCCAUGUCAGAUCGGGUUUGCAUUCACUCGAACGGUACUCUUAAUUUUCAUUUCUCCGCUGACGAUUUAGUGUCUUGCUGUCAUACAUGUGGUUUUGGUUGUAAUGGUGGUUUUCCUGGGGCUGCUUGGGGCUAUUGGGUUCGUAAGGGUAUUGUUAGUGGCGGUCCUUACGGCUCCAGUCAGGGUUGUCGUCCUUAUGAAAUCGCUCCGUGUGAGCAUCAUGUCAAUGGCACUCGUCCACCAUGUGAAAAGGAGUAUGGAAAAACUCCUCGUUGUCAGCAUAAGUGUCAGGCGAGCUAUAAAGUAGAUUAUAAAACCGACAAGCAUUAUGGUUCCCGUGCUUACUCAAUUAGCAAAAAUGUUCAUGAUAUCCAGGAAGAAAUUAUGAGCAACGGCCCUGUCGAGGGUGCUUUCACUGUAUACGAGGAUCUGAUUUUAUAUAAAGACGGUGUUUAUGAACAUGUGCAUGGAAAAGAAUUAGGUGGGCAUGCAAUACGCAUUAUCGGUUGGGGUGUUGAAAAAGACAUCCCAUAUUGGUUAAUUGCUAACUCUUGGAACACAGAUUGGGGAAACAAUGGUUUCUUCAAAAUCCUUCGUGGCAAAGACCACUGCGGCAUUGAAAGUUCUAUUUCAGCGGGCUUGCCAAAAAUUUAAAUAUAUUAAAUACCGUUUCAAAUUUUUUCUUUUAGUUUUAAAGUAUUGAAACUUAAAUAAAAA
Glossina fuscipes is the source of this 1245-nucleotide messenger RNA. RefSeq names its product cathepsin B (gene CtsB). Bases 160 to 1182 code for a protein of 340 amino acids. Gene Ontology annotation, cellular component: lysosome. The record is from RefSeq and is a predicted model, not a curated record. NCBI's taxonomy places the organism in Eukaryota, Metazoa, Arthropoda, Insecta, Diptera, Glossinidae. Gene Ontology annotation, biological process: regulation of catalytic activity. The transcript is spliced from 3 exons. Gene Ontology annotation, molecular function: cysteine-type endopeptidase activity.